Molecule: messenger RNA, 4542 nt
Organism: Pollicipes pollicipes
Lineage: Eukaryota; Metazoa; Arthropoda; Thecostraca; Pollicipedomorpha; Pollicipedidae
Product: mitogen-activated protein kinase-binding protein 1
Exons: 31
Coding region: 25-4542 (1505 amino acids)
Biological process (GO): centriole replication
Cellular component (GO): mitotic spindle
Molecular function (GO): protein binding
Source: RefSeq, a predicted model, not a curated record
CGCGCGCGCGCGCGUGCCUGCCGCAUGGCCAAGGAGGAGCCGCCGGCGAGCGAGGGUGGCAUGGGCGCGAACACGGCGCCGGCCGAACGCGGCCAGACGGAGCCGCUUCAUCAGAUCCGUCUGGAGCGCGUGCUGGGCGUUACGGUCAACAGCAAUGCGGCCGUCGACGUGUCGCCGUCGGAGGGCCUGGUGGCCUACCCGGCUGGGUGCACGGUGGUGCUGUACAACCCGAAGAAGAACAAGCAGACGCACAUCCUGAACACAUCCAAGAAGUCGAUCACGUCGCUGCGGUUCUCGGCCGACGGCCGGUACCUGGUGACGGGAGAGUGCGGCCACCAGCCGGCCGUGCGCGUCUGGAACGUCCAGGACAAGACUCUGUUGCAGGAGUUCCUCGUGCACAAAUACGGCAUCACCUGCGUGGGUUUCUCGCCUGGCAACAAGUAUGUGGUGUCGGUGGGCUUCCAGCACGACAUGAUCGUCAACGUGUGGGACUGGCAGCGCAACGUGAAGGUGGCCUCGAACAAGGUCAGCUCGCGGGUCAAGGCCGUCUCCUUCGCCGAGAACGGCAGCUACUUCGUCACCGUCGGCAACCGGCACGUCAAGUUCUGGUACCUCGAGCUCUCCAGGUCUUCCAAGUUCAAGGAGGCGAUGCCACUGACGGGCCGCUCAGCCAUCCUCGGUGAGCAGCGCAACAACUACUUCUGCGACGUGGCGUGCGGCCGCGGCGAGAUGGGCGACUCGACGUACGCCAUCACCCGGUCCGGCCUGCUCUGCGAGUUCAACAACCGCCGCCUGCUCGACAAAUGGGUGGAGCUGCGGACGCAGACGGCCAACUGCAUGGCGGCCGGCGAGCAGCUGAUCUUCAUCGGCUGCGCGGACGGCAUCGUGCGCUGUUUCUCGCCGCACACGCUGCAGUUCGUCACCACGCUGCCGCGCACCCACUACCUGGGCGUGGACCUGGCCCGGGGACUGGCCAUCAGCCACAUGGCGGCGCACCCGGCCGGCAGCCGGUACCCGGACUGCGUCGGCGUGACCUACGACGAGACGGCGCACAAGGUCACCUGCUUCUACAACGAUCACUCCGUCUACGUGUGGGACGUGCGCGACAUCGGCAAGGUGGGCAAGUCGCACUCGUUCCUGUACCACUCUGCCUGCAUCUGGGGCGUCGAGACGUACCCGCAGGUGGACGGCCUGAAGUCGGUGCUGCCGCCGGGCUCCUUCAUCACCUGCUCGUCGGACGACACCAUCCGCAUCUGGAACCUCGACCCCAGCAUGCCCAACAACACCGUGUACAAGCGCAACAUCUACAGCAACGACCUUCUGAAGAUCCUGUACAUCGACCCGUCGCUGCAGUACCUGAAGGACGUGGACCAGGGCUCGCGGGAGAACAGCGACAAGACCGACCCCAGCUACGACUGCAAGAACGGCGUGCGCUGCAUCAAAAUAUCGCCCGACGGCAAACAACUGGCCUCGGGGGACCGGCAGGGAAACAUCAGGGUACACGAGCUGCAGUUCAUGGACGAGCUGUGCAAGAUCGAGGCACACGACGCCGAAGUGCUCUGCCUGGAGUUCAGCCGGCCCGAGUCUGGCUGGCGACUGCUGUCGUCCGCCUCCCGCGACCGGCUCAUCCACCUGUUCAACGCCGACCAGGAGUACCAGUUCCUGCAGACGCUGGACGACCACAGCUCGUCGAUCACGGCCGUGCGCUUCUUCCAGAACCAGGAGCGCCUCUUCAUGGUCAGCUGCGGCGCCGACAAGUCCGUCAUCUUCCGGCAGGCGGGCCUGAGCGCCGAGCGCCAGCUGCAGUUCUCGCGGAGCCACAACGUCGUGGGCAAGACGACCCUGUACGACAUGGAGGUGGACCACUCGCAACGGCACAUCCUCACCGCCUGCCAGGACCGCAACAUCCGCGUUUACAACGUCGCCAACGGCAAGCACAGCAAGACGUUCAAGGGCAGCAUCGCCGACGACGGCACCCUCAUCAAGCUGUCGAUGGACCAGUCGGGCAUCUACGUGGCCACGUCCUGCACGGACAAGACCCUGUACGUGUACGACUAUUACUCAGGCGACUGCAUGGCGUCCAUGUUCGGCCACAGUGAGCUCGUCACCGGCCUCAGGUUCACGGACGACUGCAAGCACCUGAUCACGGUGUCGGGAGACGGGUGUGUGUUCGUGUGGCGCGUGCCGCACGACAUGGCGCAGACGAUGCAGGCGCGGCUGCAGCAGCAGGCGCGCCGCAGCCGGCGCCGCCAGACGCUCUCGGCGCCGCCGGCCGACACGGACGCCGCCGGCAGUCCGGAGGAGGGCCUGUACGACAGCAACGCCAACGAGCGCGACGAUCCGGACUACAGGUUCAGCGUCGGCGGGCUGCCUCAGUGGGCCAAGCGGAAGGUGACCGAGACGUCGCCGUCGCCCACCAAUGAGCGGACCGUCGACUUCCCCAAGGGCCGCUGGGCGCAGCGCAUCGACUCGGCCGGCAUGACCGUCAAGUCCAUCUACGACCGCGACAGCGUCAUCCCCUUCCCGGCUCAGGACCGGCGGAGAGGCGGGCCGGCCGACUCUGAGGGCUCCAAGGACAGUUCCCUGGAGGACUCUGCCACGAUCGGCGGCAAGGAGCCGCUCUCCCGCCCGCGCAUCAAGGAUAACGGGUUCGCCCCGAACGCCCAGAGCCUGCGCGAGAUACUGGGCAACCGCAACAACCAGCGGCUGUCGCGCGGCUCGCGAAGGCCGGAGCUGAUCGAUGCUCGGAACCGGCCGCUGACGGACGACUCGUCGGACCUCGGCAGCUACCGGCCCGACGACGGCACGACCGACCACGACGGCGACAUCGACGACUACAGCGAGCCCGAGUCGACCGAGAACGAGGCGACCGAGGCGCCCAUGUACUACCCGCAGCCGACCGUCGACGACACCGCCAGCAGCCCGUUUACGGUGAACGCCAUGGACCAGGAGGAGCUGCGCCGGUCGGUGCGGCGCUCGCGGCGGCAGCGGCCGGCGCAGCUGACGCUGGCGCCGCUGGUGGCCGCCUCGUCCGACGCCGGCACGGCCACGCAGGAGGAGACGGACUCGGCCGACACAGACGGCCAGCAGCGGCUCGGCGGCCUCGCCGUCUCGGCCAGCAUGGAGAGCCUGGACAAAGUGGGCCAACGCGAGCAGUUCCUGGCCAAAAAUUUCGAGUCAUUAGACGUAGGGGACGAGUCAAAUGAAGGCACUGGCGAGUCACCCAACGGGAAGAACAGCAUCUCCAGCAAGUUCCUGGGCCGCAGCUACCAAGCCAACAUCGCCCGCUCGCAGGAGAGCCUCAAAAAGCGCGAGGAGCUGCAGCGACGCAUCCAGGAGACGCGGCGGAAACUGCAGGGCAUCGGCCACAAGUCGGGCCUGAAGUCGAGCCAGAGCAUCGCCGACCUGAGCUUCCGCGGCCUGUCACAGGGCGGCGCCAGUGCGCCGGUCGCCGAGCGCGGGCGCCGAGCACGCACGGUUUCGGGCGACUCAUCCGACCUGGAGCGGGAGCUGGGCGGUGGCCUGCGCCGCGCCGUCUCGCUCAGCGACCUGACAGACGCCAACACGCCGCGCCGCGUCCUGCCCGCCACGCCCGCCGUGUCCGGCAAAAAGGCGCCCUCCAAGAAGCAGCCGCGCCCCAGCUCGGCCAUGGCACGCAGCUCCUCCAUGAACCUGCUGCACCAGACGGACAGCGAUAGCGGUUUGAGCCGGUCGUCGCGGACGAUCGGCAGCCCGAUGCGGCCCACCAUCGCCUCGCUCAACAAGCAGAAGUCGCCAGCGGCCGCACCCUCCUACCGACGCAGUCUGUCUGGCGCCGUCAGCGUCGGCGACAUGCGCGCGCUGGACGCCGACUCCAGCUCGGAGGACAUGCUGUCGCCGACCGAGUCGCACAGCCAGACGGUGCUCUUCAAGGGCCGCUCACUGAGCAACGAGCGCUCAGCUGUCAGCCGGCUGAAGGCGGGCGCCGGCGGCCGGCCGGCCAGCGCCGACCGCGACCUCGGCAAGGCGGCGCGUGACGUCACCAGCCGGCUGACGGCCACCGUCACCAAGACCCGGCAGCAGACCGUCACCAAGCGCUCCACAGUCACGCUCAAGGGGUACGACGUCCGGGAGUCGAGCCCGGAGACGGACUGGGACGGCGUGCCGCGCUGCGACCCGACCCAGCUGGAGCUUGACGUCGGCGCCCUGCCCCUGACUCGGGAAGUGUGCGAGGCGGCGCUGUCGUCGCUGCAGCGGAGCGCCGACCACGUGCUGCAGCUGGCGCGUCGGCUGACCGACGAGCGGCCCGAGUCGGCGGCCGACCUUCCGCGCCUGCUACGCUCCGGCGUCGGCCAGUCCCUGGCCACGCUGCGGCCGCUAAUGGGUUCCGCGCUGCUGCCGCCGCCGCCACCGCCGCCGCUGCCGCUCUCGAAGGCGGCUGGCGGGGGCAGCCUUCCCGAGCUGAUGGGCGGCCAGGCGACCAACCCGGUCAUGGCGCAGAUGAUGCAGCAGUGCUCGGACCUGCUCAACAUGAUGCAGCAGCGCAUGCAGCCGCCCGGCUAG